UCUGCCCUUUUCUCAUUUGUCCAGAUUACCUCUCUCUCUCUCUCUCUCUCUCUCUCUCUCUCUCUCUCUAGUUUCACCUCUUGAAGGAGAAGAAGAAGAAGAAGAAGAGAAGAAAUACAUAUAGAGAUAUACAUACACUGACAUAUAGAACCUAUGACAAGCUUUGGUGCAGGCCUUGAAUUUGGGGUCUGGAGCUUCAUUUUUAUGUUUAACUUCAGAUGAGAAGAAACAUGGGAGAAGAAGAAGGACUCUGGUUGUCGAGAUUGAUUGAUUGAUUGAUUGAUUGAUGUCCGAGGAAGACUCUCCAUUCGGAUUAUCAAACUAACAUAUGACCAAGUUGCCUUUGGUUGAAGAUAUUAUAGAUUCGACCUCCUCUGUUGCAGCUGCUCCUCCAUGUAAUAACAACCCUACCGAUAAUGGAGUCGUGAUGAGAAUUGAAUCCAAAGACAGUCAAGACAACACCGGUGUCUUAAUUAGGGCAGCCGCCGCCGUUGCCGCCGAUCGUGAUGCGGCGGCCGAGGUUCCGUUUUCCGGCAUUGUAGAUUCUCGAUUCGCAACCGCUUUAUGCAUCGAGGACGAUUGCAUAGGCUUGGAGGCUAAUACAGAGUCCUUACAUAGUAAUAAUAAGACCGCCAGCGGCGGCGUUUCUCAUAAGUCGCCGGCGGGAGACGGCGGGGAGGCUGCCGGUGGCGGUCGAGAGCCCCGGAGAACGUUCUCGACGUCGAUUCUAGAAGUUUCCGAUGAAAUGAAAAUAUCGAAACAAGUUUUCCCUUCCGAUCCGCGGCCUCUUUGGGGGACGGCGUCGAUCUGCGGGAGGCGGCAAGAAAUGGAAGACUCCAUCGUCGCCGUCCCGCGAUUCUCGAAGAUCUCGGCCCAAAUGCUGAGCUGCCGCGACCAAGACAAGCUUAGCCCCGCCGGUCGGGACUUAACAGGACACGUUUUCGGAGUUUACGACGGGCACGGCGGGUGUCAGGUAGCCGAGUAUUGUCGGGAUCGUCUACACGUUGCAUUAGCCGAAGAGAUUAACGUCGCGAACAACACUUCUUCGGACGUUACCGAAUUGAAAGAGCGGUGGCUGCGAGUGUUCACGAAAUGUUUUCGUCGUUUGGACAACGAGGUCGGAGGAUUCCUCGAAGACGGUCCCGACGACGAUCCUCCGGUUUGGCCCGUCGCGCCGGAGUCGGUGGGGUCCACGGCCGUCGUUGCUGUCGUUUGCUCGACCCACAUUAUCGUCGCGAAUUGUGGCGAUUCGAGAGCUGUCCUUUACCGCGGGAAAUCACCGAUUCCGUUGUCCGAAGACCAUAAACCGGAACGAGAAGACGAAUACGCGAGAAUAGAAGCUUCCGGAGGCAAGGUCAUAAAUUGGGACGGAUAUCGCGUCUCGGGUGUUCUUGCAGUGUCGAGAUCCAUUGGCGAUAGAUACUUGAGGCCAUAUGUGAUUGCGGAUCCGGAGAUAACGAUAAUGCCACGCGCCAAAGAAGACGAGUGCCUUGUAUUAGCGAGCGACGGGUUGUGGGACAUAAUUACGAACGAGGAGGCUUGUGAUUUGGCGCGAAAGCGAAUACUUCUAUGGCACAAAAAGAACCCGAACGGCUGCGGCGGUGACGACGGCGGCGAGAAUGGCGAUGCGGCGGCGCAGGACGCAGCGGAGUAUUUGUCGAAGGUGGCGUACCGGAGAGGGAGCCGAGACAAUAUAUCUGUGAUAGUUGUGGAUUUGAAAGCGCAGAGGAGGGUCAAGAAGAAGGGCUGAUUAUUAUUAUUAUUAUGAAGAUGAAAACGAUGUAUGUAAUAACAGUUUGUUGUUCAUGUUCUUCUUCUUGGCUGACUGUUGCUUACAAGAUCUUGUUCAUCA
Messenger RNA from Andrographis paniculata, 1852 nucleotides. Its product is annotated as protein phosphatase 2C 50-like. The transcript has 5 exons. Bases 329 to 1750 code for a protein of 473 amino acids. NCBI's taxonomy places the organism in Eukaryota, Viridiplantae, Streptophyta, Magnoliopsida, Lamiales, Acanthaceae. Gene Ontology annotation, molecular function: protein serine/threonine phosphatase activity; cation binding. The record is from RefSeq and is a predicted model, not a curated record. Gene Ontology annotation, biological process: protein dephosphorylation.